Jaculus jaculus (lesser Egyptian jerboa) is the source of this 942-nucleotide messenger RNA. RefSeq names its product aquaporin-12-like. Gene Ontology annotation, molecular function: channel activity. The record is from RefSeq and is a predicted model, not a curated record. Lineage: Eukaryota; Metazoa; Chordata; Mammalia; Rodentia; Dipodidae. The coding region runs from base 1 to 942 and encodes 313 amino acids. The transcript is spliced from 3 exons. Gene Ontology annotation, biological process: transmembrane transport. Gene Ontology annotation, cellular component: cytoplasm; membrane.
AUGGCUGGUCUGAACGUGUCCCUCUCCUUCUUCUUUGCAAUCUGUGCCCUCUGUGAGGUGGCCAGGAGGACAUCCAAGACCCUGCUCCCAGCAGGUGCUUAUGCCAGCUUUGCACGGGAGGUGGCAGGUGCAGCUCAGCUGGCAGCUUGCUGCCUGGAGAUGCGGGCACUGGUGGAGCUGGGCCCAUGGGCCGGAGGCUUUGGGCCCGACCUGCUGCUGACACUGGUCUUCCUGCUUUUCCUGGUGCAUGGGAUCACCUUUGAUGGUGCCUCGGCCAACCCUGCUGUGGCCCUGCAGGAGUUCCUCAUGGCAGAGGCAUCUCUGCCCAGCACGCUGCUGAAGCUGGCUGCCCAGGCACUGGGUGCACAGGCUGCCUGCUCCUUGACUCGGAGCCUGUGGGCCUGGGAGCUCAGUGACCUGCACCUGCUUCAAAGCCUCAUGGCUGCACACUGCAGCUCAGCCCUGCGGACAUCCGUGCCCCACGGCGCACUGGUGGAGGGCACCUGCGCCUUCGUCUUCCACCUGAGCCUCCUCCGCCUGCGGCACAGUCUUCCCAUCUACAGAGUGCUGGCUGUGGCCCUACUGGUCACUGUCAUAGCCUACACAGCUGGGCCUUACACAUCGGCCUUCUUCAACCCUGCCUUGGCUGCCUCUGUCACCUUUCAUUGCUCCGGGAACACCUUGCUGGAAUAUUGCCAGGUGUAUUGGCUGGGCCCUUUGACAGGAAUGGUCCUGGCUGUCUUUCUCCACCAGGGACACCUUCCCCGCCUUUUCCAGAGAAACCUGCUCUACCGGCAGAAGAACAAGUACCGAACCCCAAAAGGGAGGCUGGCCCCAGGCUCUGUGGACACCCAGAUGCCCACAAAGGCAUGUAGUGGCCAUGAGCUGGCACGAGCCAGGACAGCAGCUGCAAGGCUCCAGCUGAGCCACCUUACUCAGUGA